AUGAAGUUCACUGGAAUCGUCGCUACCCUCGCCAUUGCUGGCUCUGCUGCUGCCGCUGCCCUCCCUGGUCUUGACGUCGUCAAGGUCCAGGCCACCGUCACCCGUAUCGACGAUGUGCUCGGCAACCUGAACAGCGCCGUCGACAGCGGCGCCCUCAACAAGGCUGACCUCGGUGACGCCACCUCUGAGCUCUCCGUUGUCCACAACACCCUGAACACCCUCGUCGGUGGUCUCGUUGAGGGCAUCACCGGUGGUGCCUCCUCCAACUCUAACCCCGUCUCCGGUGUUCUCGACCUCGCCACCAGCGGCCUCAUCCCCACCGUUACCGGCGUUCUCGGCUCCACCGAGCAGGUCACUGACUUUGGCUCGCUCUCCCAGGGCCUUGUCGGCCGCAUCCAGAGCGGUGCUGUUGACGCUGCUGGUCUCCAGAACAUCCUCACCCUUGUCGGUGGCAACUCUGGUCUGUCCACCCUCAACUCGGUCCUCUCCUCCGCGUAA
Messenger RNA from Aspergillus versicolor CBS 583.65, 498 nucleotides. RefSeq lists its product as uncharacterized. The record is from RefSeq and is a predicted model, not a curated record. The transcript has 3 exons. The coding region runs from base 1 to 498 and encodes 165 amino acids. NCBI's taxonomy places the organism in Eukaryota, Fungi, Ascomycota, Eurotiomycetes, Eurotiales, Aspergillaceae.